Rotaria sp. Silwood1 is the source of this 870-nucleotide messenger RNA. The record is from the annotation of a GenBank genome assembly. Lineage: Eukaryota; Metazoa; Rotifera; Eurotatoria; Philodinida; Philodinidae.
AUGAAAUAUACGUAUGAAAUAAAUGACGUGCCCCAAGAACUAGCUGAGCAAUUACUCAACACAUUUCGAAGUCCAUUUUGGGUUGAUGAACAUCGAUGGUUUGUUCGAUGUGAUUCAUGUCCAACGAGAGGAUGGAUUUUUAUCUAUACUUUACCGUAUGCUUUUGACGAUUUUUCCGUUUAUGGUCGAUUACUCAGUAAAUCCACUUGUCCUCAAGAGAAAAAUCUACAGACAUAUGAUUGUGUACGUGAAUUAACAUACGAUGUUGAGCCUUCGACAUGUUCCCAACUAUCGGAUAUUCAAUUUAAUAAACCAGAAAAAAUGAGAAUAAGACUUCCUGUCGAUGAUUAUUUUUGGUCAAUCGUUCCAACAUUUGAUCAUUUGACUUCACUGCAAGUACAAGCGAGUGAUAUUAAUGAAGAAUGUACAAAACAAUUUCAACUGUUACUUUCUCGAGCCUCUCAUUUAUCAUCAUUAAGUAUAUGGAUAUUUUUCAAUAGCGGUCAUGCCGUAGACCUACUAUUGGGAACAAAGCAUGUUUCUAUAAAACGAAUCGAUCUAGGAGAAUUGUCUGACGGAUUUGAUGAAGAGCAAUGUAUGAGAUUGAGUCGUUCACCUUUUGCUAUGCAAUGUGAAGAACUUCGCAUUCAUGUAACACAUCGAUCAUCAAUAUGUUAUCUGGUCAAAAUGAUGCCUAAUCUACGAUCCUUGUAUGUGUAUUGUCAAUAUGACCAGCCAGAGGAAACUUUUUCAAAAAAUGAACUUGUCGAUUGGUUACGAGAACAACUGUUAGGUGUACGACCAUUGAUUGAAAUCUCACGUUCGUAUAAUACUGUCCGAUUGGAAAUGCGUCAAAACUCUUCUACAUGA